Rangifer tarandus platyrhynchus (Svalbard reindeer) is the source of this 2262-nucleotide messenger RNA. The record is from the annotation of a GenBank genome assembly. Lineage: Eukaryota; Metazoa; Chordata; Mammalia; Artiodactyla; Cervidae.
AUGAGGUUGCUGGGAGCUGCCGCCGCCGCGGCUGUGGGCCGCGGGCCGCUCCCGCAGUUCCCCGCAGCCCUGGGCUGGCAGGGGAAGCAGGCUAAUUGGAAGAUCUGCCGAUGGUGUUCCUCAGGGAUGAUUCCUAAUGAAAAGAUACGAAAUAUCGGGAUCUCAGCUCACAUUGAUUCUGGGAAAACUACAUUAACAGAACGAGUGCUUUACUACACUGGCAGAAUCACAAAAAUGCAUGAGGUGAAAGGUAAAGAUGGAGUUGGUGCUGUCAUGGAUUCCAUGGAACUAGAGAGACAAAGAGGAAUCACUAUUCAGUCAGCGGCCACCUACACCAUGUGGAAAGAUGUCAACAUCAACAUCAUAGAUACUCCUGGGCACGUGGACUUCACAAUAGAAGUUGAGAGAGCCCUGAGAGUGCUGGACGGUGCGGUCCUGGUUGUCUGUGCGGUCGGAGGGGUGCAGUGCCAGACCAUGACUGUUAACCGGCAGAUGAAGCGCUACAGUGUCCCGUUUCUAACUUUCAUUAACAAGCUCGACCGAAUGGGCUCCAACCCAGCCAGGGCCCUGCAGCAAAUGAGGUCUAAACUAAGUCAUAAUGCAGCGUUUGUGCAAUUGCCCAUUGGUUUAGAGAGUGAUUUUAAAGGUAUUAUAGAUCUUAUUGAGGAACGAGCCAUCUAUUUUGAUGGAGACUUUGGUCAGAUUGUUCGAUACGGGGAAAUUCCAGCAGAAUUCAGGGCGGCAGCCGCAGACCACCGGCAGGAGCUGAUUGAAUGUGUUGCUAAUUCAGAUGAGCAACUUGGAGAGAUGUUUCUGGAAGAAAAAACUCCCUCAAUCUCAGAUUUAAAGCUUGCCAUUCGAAGAGCCACAAUAAACAGGUCAUUUACCCCUGUCUUUCUGGGAAGUGCCUUGAAAAACAAAGGAGUUCAGCCUCUGUUAGACGCUGUUUUAGAAUACCUCCCGAAUCCAUCUGAAGUCCAGAAUUACGCCAUUCUCAAUCAGGAUGGCUCUCAAGAGAAAACCAAAAUCUUAAUGAACCCCCAAAGAGACAGUUCCCAUCCAUUUGUUGGCCUGGCUUUUAAACUGGAGGCAGGUCGAUUUGGACAGUUAACUUACGUUCGCAAUUAUCAAGGAGAGUUGAAGAAAGGUGAUAACAUCUAUAAUACAAGGACGAGAAGGAAAGUGCGAGUGCAGCGACUGGUUCGCAUGCAUGCCGACAUGAUGGAGGAUGUUGAGGAAGUGUUUGCUGGAGACAUCUGUGCAUUGUUUGGCAUUGACUGUGCCAGUGGAGACACAUUCACAGACAAAGAUAAUAGCGGCCUUUCUAUGGAGUCAAUUCAUGUCCCCGAUCCUGUCAUUUCAAUAGCAAUGAAGCCGUCCAACAAGAAUGAUCUGGAAAAAUUUUCAAAAGGUAUUGGCAGGUUUACAAGAGAAGAUCCCACAUUUAAAGUCCACUUUGACCCUGAGAGCAAGGAGACAAUCGUAUCUGGAAUGGGAGAGUUACACCUGGAGAUCUACGCUCAGCGAAUGGAAAGAGAAUAUGGCUGUCCUUGUAUCACAGGAAAGCCAAAAGUUGCUUUCAGAGAGACCAUUACAGCCCCUGUUCCGUUUGAGUUUACACAUAAAAAACAAUCAGGUGGGGCGGGCCAGUAUGGAAAAGUGAUAGGUGUACUGGAGCCUCUGGACCCAGAGAACUACACGAAGUUGGAGUUUUCAGAUGAAACAUUUGGGUCAAAUGUACCAAAGCAGUUUGUGCCUGCUGUGGAAAAGGGGUUUUUGGAUGCCUGCGAGAAGGGCCCUUUGUCUGGUCACAAGCUCUCUGGGCUCCGGUUUGUUCUGCAAGAUGGAGCACAUCACAUGGUGGAUUCCAAUGAAAUCUCUUUCAUCCGAGCAGGAGAAGGUGCUCUUAAACAAGCCCUGGCAAAUACAGCAUUAUGUAUUCUUGAGCCUAUUAUGUCGGUGGAAGUUAUAGCCCCAAAUGAAUUUCAGGGACCAGUGAUUGCAGGAAUUAACCGACGCCAUGGGGUAAUCACAGGACAAGAUGGAAUUGAGGACUAUUUUACACUGUAUGCAGAUGUCCCCCUGAAUAAUAUGUUUGGUUAUUCUACGGAACUUAGGUCAUGCACAGAGGGGAAGGGAGAAUAUACAAUGGAGUAUUGCAGAUAUCAGCCAUGUUCACCAGCUACACAAGAAGAACUCAUUAAUAAGUAUUUGGAAGCUACAGGUCAACUUCCUGUAAAAAAAGGAAAAGCCAAGAACUAA